AAUUGCUAAUCCUACUCGCGCUGUAUACGUUGUGAUAUGAUAAAGUGACAAAAAGUGAAUCGUGAAUCGUGAGGACAUAAAAAACGAACAUUUCCUGCAAGUGCUAAUAUAAGGAAAUUUGUGUAAAAAAAACUGAAAAACCGAAAAAAAAAUUAUGAAUUUAAAUGACGAUAGCAUUGUCAUAUCGGGAAUAUCGGGACGUUUCCCAAAUUCCAACAAUGUUCGCGACUUUUCACACAAUUUGUACAAUAAAAUUGAUAUGACCGAUGAGGAUGAAAGUCGAUGGAAACACUUUCAUUCGGAGGUGCCGCGUCGUUUCGGAAAAAUUCGCAAUCUGGAAAAAUUUGACGCGCCCUUCUUUUCGACCCUGAAUAAACAUGCUAAUUGGACGGACCCGCAAAUGAGAAUUCUGCUCGAACAUGCGUAUGAGGCUAUAUUGGAUGCUGGGAUAAGUCCUCAAUCGUUGGUUGGAAGCCGAACGGGAGUAUUUAUUGGAUGCAGUAUAUCGGAUUCAAAGGAUUCGUUUGUUCAUCGAAAUCCACCGAAGGAUGGAUACGUUGUUUUAGGAAAUGCUAAUUUUUAUCUAUCAAAUCGAAUAUCGUAUGCACUCGGUUUGUGCGGUCCGUCGUUCACCGUGGAUACAGCAUGCUCAAGUUCGGCAUACGCGCUCGAUUGUGCUUUUCGAUAUCUUGAAUCAGGUGUCUGCGAUGCUGCACUCGUGGGUGGAUCUCAACUGAUUUUAAAUUGUGGACUGGCUACCGAAUAUACCAAAUUGGGAAUUCUGGCAAGCGAUGGAGUAUGUCGUCCAUUCGAUGAAAACGCAACAGGCUUUAGUCGUGCCGACACGAUCUGUGUUAUAUUCCUACAGAAGCAGAAAGACUCGAAACGAGUCUACGCGAAUCUCGUGUACAGCAGUUCAAAUAACGAUGGUUUCAAGAAGGAAGGAGCAUCGUUCCCAUCGAAAAUAAUGCAACAGAGACUUAUUGAAGACUUCUACAAAACAUUGAAAUUCGAUCCGGGUCAAGUCAAUUUCGUUGAAGCUCACUCAACUGGAACGAAACUUGGAGAUCCCGAAGAGGUGGCGGCAAUUGACGAAGUGUUUUGCAAGAAUAACAACCGGACGGGUGAAUUGAUCAUUGGCAGCGUUAAAUCAAAUAUGGGACAUGCUGAGGCUGCAUCGGGGAUGGCGUCGAUUGCAAAGGUUUUGAUUUCGCUUGAGAAUAAGAAAUUUCCGCCAAACAUAAAUUUGACGUCGCCACGAUCCGAUGUUUCAGCGUUUUCCGAAGGACGGAUAAAGGUUGCCACGGAUGUUGUGGAUCUGAAAGGUCAAUUCAUUGCUAUGAAUUCUUUCGGACUUGGUGGAGGUAAUGCCCAUGCUUUGUUCUUGGGCAAUGCGAAAGAGAAGGUCAAUUGUGGAUUACCAGAUGACGAUUUGGGACGAAUCGUUUUGUGGUCCGGAAGAACAGAAGCUGCAAUAAAUGCAAUUUUUGAUGAUAUAACACAACGGCCGUUAGACACAGAGCAUAUUGCCCUUCUGCAGAACUCUCAGAUACAAACGACCAGUGCAAAUACUUAUCGCGGUUUCGGAAUGUUUGAAAAUGAUCCAGUCACUGAACGGGCGAAGUGUACCCAACGUGAUAUUCAAUAUUUUAACGGUACUCGACGUCCGAUUGUCUUUGUGUACAGUGGAAUUGGUUCACAGUGGCCGGAAAUGGGAAAACAUUUAAUGGAAAUUCCAUUGUUCGCAAAGUCGAUCAACUAUUGCCACAAUGUGUUGAUGAAGAAAGGUAUCGAUUUGAAGCAGAUACUUACGUCGACGGAUCCGGAUACCUUUAACGAUGUCAUGAAUUCUUAUGUUGGAAUAGUUGCAAUUGAAAUUGCGUUAACGGAUGUGCUGCACUCAUUGCAUAUUUCACCUGAUUACAUAAUUGGACAUUCGGUGGGUGAAAUCGGAUGCUCUUAUGCGGAUGGUUGUUUUACAGCUGAGGAAGCAAUACUAACGGCACACGCAAGAGGGGAAUCAAGUAAUGAAUCAGCAACUAUUAAUGGUGGAAUGGCUGCAAUUGGAAUGCAUCACACAGAUCUGUUGGAAAUACUUCCAGACGACAUUGAUAUCGCCUGCCACAACGCUGCUGAUUCAACCACAAUAAGUGGUCCGCUAGAGAGUGUACGUUCAUUCAUUGAGCAGCUAAAAGAAAAGACAGUUUUUGCUAAAGAAGUCGCAUGCUCAGGAGUACCAUUGCACAGUCGAUAUAUCAGCGAAAUCGGUGAAAAACUGCACGACAAAUUGCGAACAAUCAUUGAGAGCCCAAAACGCCGAUCCAAAAAGUGGUUGAGUUCGACUUUCGCGGAAAGUUUGUGGAACAAAGACGAAACUCUGUUUUCGUCUGCUGAAUAUCAUACGCAGAAUCUGCUCAAUCCGGUUUACUUCGAAGAAGUAACGGACAUGUUGCCAAGGAAUGCGUUAACAGUUGAAGUUGCUCCACACGGAUUGCUGAAAGCAAUUCUGAAAAGGUCAUUUAGCGAAGGGCUGCACAUCAGCCUAACACAACGAGACAACAAAGAUGGCAUGAGAUAUUUCGUGGAAGCGUUGGGAAGACUCUUUCAACACGGUGUCGACAUGGAUGUAUCCAAACUCUACCCACGAAUUGAAUUUCCUGUAUCGCGUGGAACGCCAAUGAUAUCCCCGACGAUUAAAUGGAACCACGAAGAAAACCAUUACGUCCCGCACUUUGAUACAUACAACACAUUCGAGCGUCGUAACUUCGUCAUAAACAUCAGCGACAAAAAGUUCGAGUACAUUCAGGGUCACAUGAUUGACGGUCGAGUACUAUUCCCAGCAACUGGUUGGAUUGUUCUGGUCUGGGAAACAUUCUCCAUGAUGAUCGGUAUACCGUACGAGAAAGUUAAAGUAGUUUUUGAUGAGGUUCGGUUUUUGCGCGCCACAUCACUCAAUAAAAACCAGGACGUCCUCAUCACUGUUUCCAUACAUCGCGGAACCGGCAGCUUUGAAGUGAUCGAGGGAAGUGCUGCCGUUUGCCUUGGGUUUAUUAAACAAGUGGACGAAAUUACGAUGUCGGAAAUCACCGUACUCAGCGAUGAGAAUACGGUGACGCUGCCUGAGGACGAUUUCUACAAAGAGAUGCGACUGCACGGUUUCUUGCAUCUGGGCGCGUUUAAGGGAGUUAAAGAAAUUCGUCACGAUGGUUUAAAGGGCAAAAUCAAAUGGAACAGCAAUUGGAUCACGUUCAUUGAUAGUAUGACACACUUCGAGGAAUUGGAGACGAACGCUAGAACAUUGGCAUUGCCUACAAACAUACGAAGGAUUGUCAUCGAUCCAUUCUUACAGUAUAAAAUGCUGGAAGAGAAAAACAGGGCUCUUCGAAACGAAAACAAUCAAAAUCAACCGGAAGGCGUUACAGAUCCGGAAAUACUUUAUGACGUCGCAAUAUCACCCUAUCUGCGAAUCAUUCAAGCUGGAGGCGUUGAAAUUCAUGACAAAAGAAAUCGUGUGGUAAAUCGCCGCAGACCCAGGGAACCGUUACUCGAAACCCACCAAUUCAUUCCGUUUUUCCCCGAUACCAAAUUUACUGUGAAGAAUGCAGUGAAAAUCGUUGUGCACUUGGCGCUGGAAAAUUAUAUCCAAAGAAAAUUCACAGCCCUUGAGAUUGACCCAGCUGCCGAUGGCACAGAAGCUACCGAACCAUUAAGUGAACUCUUAUCGAAAGCGUUGCGUGAAACUCCACUGGUCAUAUCCGACAUUACGUUGCUUACUUCCAGAGAGGAGGUACGACUCGAAAAUGUUGCAAUUAGCACUGAGGAAGCAUCGUCAUUCACUGGUGUCGAUAUUAUAAUUAGAUGCCAGUGCCUGGGUGACAGCGAAUUCAUUGAAAAUGCCAAGAAUAUUUUGUCAGAAAAUGGUUACAUUUUGUCACGAGAAUCAUCGGAAUGGGCUGGAGAACCCACGGAUCGUCUUCGAUUGAUAGCAAAACUAAAAACCGACGGUGGAGAAUGUCUGCAUUUACUUCAAUUCGAAAAGGAUUCGAAAGUAGUUGUGCCACAAAAUAUCGUAGAAAUUACAUCGAGUGUAGAAGAUUGGCUCGAUGUGUUAAAGGAGUCGCUGAAAAGUGGUCCAACGGUUAUUUAUGCACAAAACACUGAACCAUCCGGAAUCCUUGGCUUUGUCAAUUGCAUUCGUCGUGAAUUCUUGACUGAAAGUUUGAAAUGCUUUUUGAUCAUCGAUUCAGAUGCACCACCAUUUGACGUCAACGAUUCCUUCUACCACAAACAACUGCUCCUCAACUAUCCAAUUAAUGUGUUGAAAGGAGGUGAAUGGGGAAGUUACCGUUACCUUGAUAUGGUGCCAGAGUUGGACAGUCCUACAGCUCGUGAGAAUCACUUUUUUGCAAAUUGUUUGAUUAAAGGAGAUCUAUCAACACUUACGUGGCUCAACGGUCCAUUGGAAGUUAAUGGUAGCAGUCCCGAUAUAAUUAGGGUUCAGUACGCAUCGCUUAACUUCAAAGACAUAAUGUUAGCACUGGGAAGAAUACCUGAUAACACUUAUGACCGCGUCGGUAUGCAAUGUGUUCUGGGUCUCGAAUUUUCCGGAAUUAAAGUCGAUGGAAGAAGAGUCAUGGGCAUUGGACUAAAUGCUGGAGCACUUGCAACACACUACGAUGCGAAACAGGCAAUGCUGUGGGACGUGCCAGAAUUUUGGAGUUUGGAGCAGGCAGCCACAGUUCCUCUCGUGUAUUUUACCGUCUACUUUGCAUUUUUCGUCACAACAAAGAUCCAAAAGGGAAAAUCAAUUUUAAUUCAUUCUGGGAGUGGUGGCGUUGGACAGGCGGCCAUCGAAGUUGCAUUCAACUACGGGCUAGAAGUGUUCACCACAGUCAGUACAGCCGAGAAGAAGAAUUUUCUGUUAGCCAAAUUUCCGCAAUUAAAAGCCGAAAACAUUGGAAACUCGCGGAACACAACGUUUGAGAAACUGAUCUUGGAAAAUACGAAGGGCAAAGGUGUCGACUAUGUGCUGAAUUCGUUGGCAGACGAAAAGUUACAGGCGUCAAUCCGGGUACUGGGUAUUGGUGGAACUUUACUCGAAAUUGGAAAGUAUGACAUGCUAAACGGGACCCAGCUGGACAUGAGAUAUCUCACGAAACGUAUUAGUCUGAAGGCUGUCAUUUUUGACGACCUUCAACAUGAUUCAGAGGAAAUGAAGAUCGUUUACAACUUAGUCAAUGAUGAUAUUGCGGCGGGCAUUAUUAAGCCAUUAAAUACAACGAUUUUUGAUGCCAAUGACGUCGAAGAAGCAUUUCGGUUUAUGGCGAAUGGAAAGCAUAUCGGAAAAGUUCUGCUUAAGGUUCGACAACGUGAAACCGAAACAUUGUCGUUGCCAUUGGCUACAAUCAAUCGAAUUUAUUGUGACCCGAAUAACUCGGUCGUGAUCGUGGGUGGACUGGGUGGGUUUGGACUUGAAUUGGCUGAAUGGUUGGUAUACAGAGGAUGCAAGAAAUUGGUGUUGAGUUCCAGUAGAGGCAUCACCAACACCAACCAAUAUAUAAGAACCGAGCUACUGAAAAUCUAUGGAGCAACCAUCGAAAUCAGCACCGCAAAUAUUGCUACCGAAGAAGGAUGCGAAGAAUUGUUACAGACAGCCCUGAAGCUAGGACCCGUGGAGGGAAUUUUCAAUCUUGCUGUUGCCUUACGCGAUUCAAUCUUAGAAAAUUCGGAUGCAAAAAUGUUCAACGAAUCAUUGGUUCCAAAAGCCUUGGCUACAAUAAAUCUUGACAAAGUCUCUCGCAAAUUCUGCCCCAAUCUGCGGCACUUCGUUGUAUUUUCCAGCAUGUCUUGUGGUCGUGGCAAUGCGGGUCAAAGCAGUUAUGGACUGGCCAAUUCAGUGAUGGAACGUAUCAUUGAGCAAAGACACGAAUUGGGACUACCAGCGAAAGCGAUCCAAUGGGGAGCUAUCGGUGAUGUUGGAUUGCUGGCUGAGUUUCAACUGAGUAAUCUGGACAAGGAUAUUAGUGGAACACUACCACAGGCCAUUUCGUCGUGCCUUGAAGUACUCGACCGAUUGCUCGACUCAACUGAUGCUAUUGUUUCGAGCAUGGUCGUCGCCGAUAAGGAUGUCAGUGAGGCGGGAAAACGCAACAUCAUCGAUACAAUUCUGAAGAUAAUGGGAGUGCGAGACAAAAAAUCAAUUUCCAUGGACUCAACGCUAACACAGCUGGGUAUCGAUUCAUUGAUGGGUGUGGAAAUACAACAGGUUGUCGAACGGGACUAUGACAUUACAUUCACGUCUCAAGAGCUUCGAUCGCUAACGCUUAGUCAACUUGAAAAGCGAGCAAUGUCGAGAAAUUCAAGCGACGGCGGUAACAAUGCUGAAGAUCUGGCUGCUGAUGGAAUUUCAUGGAUGCGCCUGUUAAUGGAGGGAGUGGUGGAUAGUGACACAAUGGAACUAUUUUCGACCGAAACAAUUUUGAAAGCAAAUGAUGUGCCGGUUAGCGAUACGAAAAUUCUGAUCAUACCCGGCUUUUAUGGCGUCGCCGCAGAUCUGUAUCGAAAUCUUGGACAAGAGUUGAAUCAACCAGCAUUUGUGCUACAACUUCUGGAGACCUCAACCUGCACUGAACUUGAUGAAAUUGUUGAAGCGAUUACACCGAACGUUCUCAAACUGUACGAUGAUGUGGACAAUUUCAUUUUGAUCGGCCAUUCAUUCGGCUGCAGUCUAACAUUGAAGCUGGCUGCGAUACUGGAAAACGUCGGUAAAUUCGGUCAAAUCGUUCAACUGGACGGAUCGCCUCAAUACAACAAUCGUUUUGCGCAGAAAUUGUCGCCCGAACGAAACGACGAUGGUAUCCGCGAAGCGAUCGCAAUGAUUGUGUUCGAUUCGUUUAUGCCAUAUGCGGAUCCGGAUGUUGUUAAGCGGUCGUUUGAUAGCCACAAAAAAUGGGAAGAUAAGGUCGACGCGAUGCUGUUGGAGUCGGCCGACAAAAUUCCGUACAAUUACGAAUUCAUUAAGCUGAACAUUUUCACAGCCGUCCGGAAUCGUUUCAAUAUCGUUCUGAACGCGAACGAGAAUUCAUUCACGACACUGAUCCACACCAAAAUAUCGCUAGUCAAGGCAGGCAGUUCAUCGUUGAAUGGAUUGCAUAAAGACUUCGGACUGUCGAAGUACUGCAGCGGUCAGCUUAAAGUUAGGACUAUUGACGGAGAUCAUGUGACUUUGUUGAAACAUGUCGACUUGCCCAAAUUAAUUGAGGAAUUGACUGCUGUAAAGUAAGUCCAUCCAAACCAUGUACAGUAAUCUUUACCAACGAAAUACAUUAAUAAAGUAAAAGAAAA
Molecule: messenger RNA, 7344 nt
Organism: Bradysia coprophila
Lineage: Eukaryota; Metazoa; Arthropoda; Insecta; Diptera; Sciaridae
Product: fatty acid synthase-like
Biological process (GO): fatty acid biosynthetic process
Molecular function (GO): phosphopantetheine binding; oxidoreductase activity; 3-oxoacyl-[acyl-carrier-protein] synthase activity
Source: RefSeq, a predicted model, not a curated record